Molecule: messenger RNA, 4866 nt
Organism: Acanthaster planci (crown-of-thorns starfish)
Lineage: Eukaryota; Metazoa; Echinodermata; Asteroidea; Valvatida; Acanthasteridae
Gene: srpk2
Product: SRSF protein kinase 2
Biological process (GO): spliceosomal complex assembly; peptidyl-serine phosphorylation; regulation of mRNA processing
Cellular component (GO): cytoplasm; nucleus
Molecular function (GO): protein serine/threonine kinase activity; ATP binding
Source: RefSeq, a predicted model, not a curated record
UUCCGAAGAACUAGUCGUUAACGGUACAUUUACAAGUGCACAGCUACUGUGCAUUGUCACUGUACUUUGCUACUGUACGUUGUCAGUUUGUAAACUCAUGGAGUGCAGUAAUGUGCAGUUGAUGACUUCAGAAAAGACAGAAAUGGUUGCUUCUUCGCCCAUGCUGGAAAUAAACUGCAAAGAACAAGGUGACUGCACUUUAUCGUCAACAUUUCUCUAUCUGCCUACAUGUAGGUAGUCUGACAGUACAAUGCCUCCAUUGUUUCAGUGCCACAGCUGGCAGCGAGUUCAUGUACAUGUAGGUGUGGCUUCACAGCAUUGAUCCAUGUCAUAUUUACAUGUAGGCUAAGCAUUGUGGAUCUUCAGUUCUGGGUCCAUUUAAAAAAUAGACUGACAGUAGGAGACUGCAUUGAUUGCAGCAUGGAGCUGUUAAACACAUUGCAGGAAUGCUUGAAGGCAUUGAUCGGCUUUUGUACCUGCUGAGUUCUACAUGUAUUGUACAUGUACAUUGUGUACACAUGUACAUGUACACUGUAUCUGAACAUGUGAUGCCAUUGCUGCACCUGUAUAACUGCAUGAUUAGGCAGCCCUCAACAAGCGGAUGAAAUUGGUCUGCAAACUGAUGCCAGGAUUUACACCUUAUGUAAUGAACCUCAUUUGAAUCAUUUGCGGGUUGCUGACAGGGCUCGCUGUGUACAUGUACAGGGAUGAAGUCAUUUGACCCAGUGUGAACAGCUGAGGCUGUGCUGGAUGGAGCACACAGGCUGGAGACUGCCGGGAUUGGAUAUUUAGGAAACAUGAGAAUAAAUGGGUCGACAGGUCCCUUUUUUUUUUUUUAAAAUAAAAGAACACAGCUCAGCGGCUUACAUAUUUUGGCAGACUUUCACGCAGAGAUUUCCUACUGUGCCUGUAUAACUUCGAUAGAAAGUUGGGAAGCAUUCCUAUUCAAAACGGCAAGAGGAACACAUGGGUCAUCCUUUAGAACUUGAGGAUCACGUAGACUCUGCAUGUAUACGUGUACAACUUCAUACUUCCACCCCUGUUCGCAUGUAUGCGGCCUUUGCAAACUUUUUUGAUGUCAAUAAAUAACAUCGUUCGGGAUAUCAUUUGACAGACUGUUCAGCCAAUGAGAGAAUGCCAACUUGUGGUCACUGAUGGGGUCCUCUGAUGGGGGUCCUCUGAUGACCCACAUAUAAAUGUACUUCAGAAACCAGCACUAUAAAGUGGGGCUUUCUGACAAGCCGACCAAGCGUGUUGACAGAUGCCAUACCUAAGCGUGCAUACUGGAGAAAGUCUUGUACCCCCCCCUUUGUCCCCCCUCCAUGUUAAACUCAGUUGAUCUAGGAUCUUCAAGCCCGACAUUUUUUCUUCGAGAGGGUCUUCCAUUUUCAGUGACUUUCCCUGGCCUGAACUUCCUCGACUCCUUUUUCGCGGAAAGUGCUGGCCUGACCUCGACUUAGUGCCAACAACGGGACCAGGAUUGUGUUUGAUUCCAAGGGAUCACAUUUUAAGACUGCGGGCCACAGGUUGCAGGAGGUAUGGCCCCCCUUGAACGCACUGGGCGGAACGUGUCGUGACUGUGAUUGGAAAACUUGGCAGUCUCUCCAGCCGCAAUGCCAGUGGGGGUGCUGCGCCUUUUCAAGAUCUGCAGGUCUCAUCCCAGUAAGCCGUCCCAGAAGCCCCUGGACUCCUCAGACGAGGAGGAGCCCCAAGACAACAGCUACUUCCGGGAGGAUGGCGUCAACGAACGCGACAACCUCAUCACGGACGGGGACCAGCGGGAUGAGAGAUAUCGGGCGGAGGAGGACGAGGAAGAAGAGGAGGAACAACUGGGAUCCGACGAUGAUGAGCAAGAGGACCCCAAGGAUUACUGCAAAGGUGGCUACCACUUAGUGAAAAUUGGUGACCUUUUCAACAACCGGUAUCACGUCGUCCGCAAGCUAGGCUGGGGACACUUCUCCACUGUCUGGCUGGCGUGGGACCUCAAGGGCCGUAAAUAUGUAGCACUGAAGGUGGUUAAAAGUGCACAGCACUACACAGAAACUGCAAUAGAUGAAAUCAAACUACUUAAAGCUGUACGAGAGAGUGACACAUCUGACGCAAACAGAGAGAGAGUAGUCCAGCUGCUAGAUGACUUCAAGGUAUCCGGUGUCAAUGGAACCCAUGUGUGCAUGGUCUUUGAGGUGCUCGGCAAUAACCUCCUCAAACCCAUCAUCAAGUCCAAGUACAUGGGCCUCCCACUGCAUCAAGUGAAGAGCAUCAUUAGACAGGUCCUGGAAGGCUUGGACUACUUACACACCAAGUGUCACAUCAUCCACACGGACAUCAAGCCCGAGAACAUCCUGAUGUGUGUCAACGAUGAGUACAUCAGGAAACUGGCCCAUGAAGCCAAGGAUUGGGUGCAGGGUAACGCCAAGCCCCCAGUGUCAUCUGUGAGCACCGCUCCCAUUGAGAAGAAACCAGAAAAGCUGUCCAAGAACAAGAAGAGGCGGUUGAAGCAGAAGCAGAAGAAACAACUUGCCCUCCUGGAAAAGCAAGAGCAACAGCUGAUGGAGCUGGAGAAGGAGAGACACUCAAGGUUAUCAGCCACAUCUGACAAAGACCAAGUCCACUCCAUGGAAACAGAGAGGCAGCAGCAUGCUGGCAACAACAGCAGCGGCAGCAGCAACGGCAACCAGACGCCGCUCAGCGAGACGGCCACCACUCCAGGCAGUGAGUUUGCCACUACCCCGAGCAGCGAGUACGCCACCACGCCAGGCAGUGAGGUUGCCCCAGCUGCCCUGGCGGGUAAGGAAAUGGGGAACGAGACGGCCAUGCAAGGGGUGCAGGAGGAGGCGGAGGAGGUACAGGAGAGGAACGACCGGCUGGAUGCCGAUGGGACAGAGGGCCAAACAGCUGUCACAAGCCUGACCACAAAUGGCAACGGGAACCCCAAAGAGACCAACAUACUAAUCACCGACACCCAGGACCCAGUGGAUGAAACAUCGUCAGAUACACCGGCCAGCCCGCAACGGUUAAAACAGCAGCAGGAGCCGUUACCCAUGGCAGAUCCUAUGGUGGAUCCCAUAGGGGACGGCCCCUGGGUACAGGCUCAGGACGCCGGCGAACUCUGCAACGGCUACGGGGACGAGGGCGGAGACAUGGAGAGGGAGGAGAAGGCGGAUGAGGUGGAGGAAGGAGUCGACGACAGGGAGAAGAACGGGGAAAUGCAGAACGGUGGGACGGACCACAGCCAGAUGAAUGGGGAUAAGAGCGACGACAAAGAUGAUCUUGUCAAAGACGCAAGUCCUGAAGUUUCGACAAACCAGGAGAACAGACUUCUGGAUGACCCCUCACCGAGCAAAGAGGUAGAGCUGACCAGCGUGCAGGAGACCGGACAAGACACGACGGAGGUUGAGGCACGAGGGGAGAGGUGGCAGGAGGCAGAGAGAGGCACAGACGAGCGACAGGAGAAGCGGGAGCUGGAGAAGGAUAGCGACGAGCAAGAUGCAAUACGGGAGGCGGGGCGGGCCAGCAAGGAGGAUGUAAUGAAGACGGGCAAUCCGACGGAGGGUGAGGAGAGCCCGUCAGCCAAUGGCGACACUGAACUGAAAGUCAAGAUUGCUGAUUUGGGCAACGCAUGCUGGACACAUCAUCACUUCACCGAAGACAUCCAGACGAGGCAGUAUCGAGCCUUGGAAGUCAUUAUCGGAGCGGGGUACGACACUCCCGGAGACAUCUGGAGCACAGCUUGCAUGGCAUUCGAGUUAGCCUGUGGUGACUACUUGUUUGAGCCUCACUCGGGUGAAAACUACAGCAGGGACGAAGAUCACAUUGCCCACAUUACUGAGCUGCUGGGCACGAUACCCAAGCACAUUGCCCUCGGGGGGAAGUUCUCACGGGAGUUCUUCAACAGAAGAGGUGAGCUGCGCCACAUCACCAAGCUGAAGCCCUGGAGCCUCUUCUACGUCCUGACAGAGAAGUACGACUGGACCGAGCGGGAGGCCAUCGAGUUUGCCUCCUUCCUGGAGCCCAUGCUGAAGUUUGACCCCAACAAGCGGGCCACGGCUGCCGCGUGCCUCCAACACCGCUGGCUCUACUCCUCGUGACGGCGGCUGCACCGUAAUCAGUGCUCGUAGAAUUUUGAAAAUAAAGGGAAAAGGCGAAAACACAACCGAGCUCUUACUCAUUUGUACAGUACACAGGGUAGGGCAUUGUUCUUCCGUAAACGGCACAUGAUUGAAUGAACAUCAUAUGUGUAAGAAAUAAAGUACUAUAAGGAAUAGAGUUGUUUCACUGUCAGUCACAAAUAAACGCAAAUCAUCAGUUGAAACAAGGACUUCCCUCGCAUAGUCCCUGCACCUGGAGCGACUUAUUUUAAAACGUCCAUGCAUGGAACAUCACUUCGGUGUAUGGAAAAAGUAUCCCCUCUAUCGUUUUGUUUAGAUUAGCAUCAGAAGAGCAGUGAAGUGGAUUACACUGUGUCAACAGUCUAGGCUCACUGCGAUAUUUGCCAUGAUCACAACAGAUCCCUGUUGCUGUGCCUCCAGGCAGGAUCUGGGCGUAACAGGGAGUGAUCUUUGACAAAGGAUUGGGACUAAUGCCUUGGCCGGGAUGCAUGUGAAUAGCUUGUGUUGUACCUUGACGACUGGGCCAUUUGCAAUUUCAUGUGUGACAAAUCGACAAUUAGUUGCUGCCAAUCUGGUAGAGAACGAACAGAGAACGUUUGUAGCACUUCUUAAGGACAAAGGUUUGUGCUUUUUAUGUUUGUUUUUUUAAUAUUUCAAAUCGGUCGUAUUUUUUCUGUAUCUUUAACCCCUUUGCUACGGAGGACUGCUACUACCACACCGUUGUGUGAGGAUUAAUGCAUACCACACAUACAGUCCA